This is a messenger RNA of Phodopus roborovskii (desert hamster), 3690 nucleotides long. RefSeq names its product ETS proto-oncogene 2, transcription factor (gene Ets2). The record is from RefSeq and is a predicted model, not a curated record. Gene Ontology annotation, cellular component: nucleus. Gene Ontology annotation, molecular function: sequence-specific DNA binding; DNA-binding transcription factor activity, RNA polymerase II-specific. The transcript has 10 exons. Gene Ontology annotation, biological process: regulation of transcription by RNA polymerase II; cell differentiation. Lineage: Eukaryota; Metazoa; Chordata; Mammalia; Rodentia; Cricetidae. The coding region runs from base 219 to 1631 and encodes 470 amino acids.
GAAGAGCGCGCGGCCAGGGGACCGGGCUGGUUACUUCCUCCACCGCGGCGCUGAGCACGGAGUGGACACCGCCGAGUCCCACCAAUCCCCGCCAUCGCCCCCCGGCCCCGCGCUCCCGGAUCGGCCCUGCGCCUUCGCCUCGCCGGGCCUCGCGCGCCCGGAUCACCUCGAUCUCCUCUCCCAGCCGCCGGCCGGCCGGCCCUGCCCGCUGCGGCGCGAUGAAUGAUUUUGCAAUCAAGAACAUGGACCAAGUGGCCCCCGUCGCUAACAGUUUUCGAGGGACACUCAAGCGCCAGCCGGCCUUUGACACCUUUGAUGGUUCUCUGUUUGCUGUGUUCCCCUCUCUCAGUGAAGAGCAGACACUCCAAGAAGUGCCCACGGGCUUGGAUUCUGUCUCCCAUGACUCAGCCAGCUGUGAACUUCCCUUGCUCACACCCUGCAGCAAGGCGGUGAUGAGCCAAGCCUUAAAAGCCACCUUCAGUGGCUUCCACAAGGAGCAACGGCGUCUUGGCAUUCCCAAAAACCCCUGGCUUUGGAGCGAGCAGCAGGUGUACCAGUGGCUUCUCUGGGCCACCAACGAGUUCAGCCUGGUGAACGUGAACCUGCAGCGGUUUGGCAUGAACGGCCAGAUGCUGUGUAACCUGGGCAAGGAGCGUUUCCUGGAGCUGGCACCUGACUUUGUGGGUGACAUCCUCUGGGAACAUCUGGAGCAGAUGAUCAAAGAGAACCAAGAAAAGACAGAAGACCAAUAUGAGGAAAACUCACACCUCAACUCGGUCCCUCACUGGAUCAGCAACAAUACACUAGGCUUCGGAAUGGAACAGGCUCCGUAUGGAAUGCAGGCACCAAGCUACCCCAAAGACAGCCUGCUGGACAGCAUGUGCCCGCCGUCUGCGACACCUGCGGCUCUCGGCACUGAGCAGGAGUUCCAGAUGUUACCCAAGUCUCGGCUCAAUACCGUCAACGUCAAUUACUGUUCCGUCGCCCAGGACUUCCCUGGCGGCAACUUGAAUUUGCUCACCAAUGGCUCUGGGAAACCCAAGGACCACGACUCCCCAGAGAAUGGCGCGGACAGCUUCGAGAGCUCUGACUCGCUCCUGAGGUCCUGGAACAGCCAGUCGUCCUUACUGGAUGUGCAGCGGGUGCCUUCCUUUGAGAGCUUCGAGGAGGACUGUAGCCAGCCGCUGUGCCUCAGCAAGCCAACCAUGUCCUUCAAGGACUACAUCCAAGAAAGGAGUGACCCAGUGGAACAAGGCAAACCAGUUAUUCCUGCGGCGGUACUGGCUGGCUUCACCGGAAGUGGACCGAUCCAGCUGUGGCAGUUUCUUCUGGAGCUGCUCUCUGACAAGUCCUGUCAGUCUUUUAUCAGCUGGACAGGGGAUGGAUGGGAGUUCAAGCUUGCUGACCCUGACGAGGUGGCCCGCCGGUGGGGCAAGAGGAAGAACAAGCCGAAGAUGAACUAUGAAAAGCUGAGCCGGGGUUUACGAUACUACUACGACAAAAACAUCAUCCACAAGACGUCAGGCAAGCGCUACGUGUACCGUUUCGUGUGUGACCUGCAGAACUUGCUAGGGUUCACUCCUGAGGAACUGCACGCCAUCCUGGGCGUCCAGCCUGACACAGAAGACUGAGGUCCUCAGGAUGACCCUGAGCUGGCCCCGGGCCCGGGGACUGAGUGGGAAGCCUGUCCUGACCCAUUGCUCCAAAGACCACGGGAGGGCAGGGUGUAACCCUCUGGGAGCUGCCAAACAGCAGCGGUCUCUUUCCAACCCAUGCCUCUUCCACAAGGCCAACUCCCCAGUGGUGGAAGGUGGCAUGGCCUCCCUGUCCCGUCGUGAGACCCGGAAGGGAAGUGGCUCCGGGAAGCCACCCCAGCACGCACCGAGCAGGCUGUGCACUGAUCACAGUCGUUGUGGCUAUUUGAGAUGAUGCUCCAGGGAGAGAGGCUCUGGUGGAUGCACAAAACCCUGAAGAACAUUGUUUUUCCUUUGGCCUUUCGCCUCCAGGAGUAGCAAACGCGAAAGCCGCCUCCUCUUCACGGAGAGCCUGGGAUAGGCAGGUGGAGAGCGGUGGUUGCCCGCUCCGUUUCGGAAGUCAGUCUGUACAUAUUAUUGUAUCUUAUAACGUCAAAGUCCGCCAACCGUUCUAUUUAACAGAAAUUGUAUAUUGUAUUUAAAAGUAAUUAUAACUGUGUUUGAAUCAAGAACGCAGAUACCUGGUAGAUUUUCUUUUCUUUUUUUUUUUUUUUUUUUUUUUUUUUUGGUUUUUUGGUUUUGUUUUCAAUAGCACCUAGGAACGUCGUUUUACACAGGUGUAAUCUCUUGGGGGCUGGCUGACUGAGAGAAAUCGUAAUAUACUGUUUCAUUUGAUUUUUUCUAACAGGAAUGGGGUCUGAGGGAAGACCCCCCCCCCCGGUUUUUAUUUUUACUUUUGUUUUGUUGUUGUUGUUGUUGUUGUUUUAGUUCUGACUUGCUCAUUAUCUGGCCAGGACUUUGUAUAUUGAGCUUUUUUUAUAUAUAUAAGAGAUUUAACGUUAUUAUUUGAGGGUGCCCCCAGGCCUCCCCACUCCCUCCAGGACUGUAAAGUGAAAGCUAUAAAGCAGUAUUUUUCUCGACAAAUGGCACAUGCUUUCCACAUCUCUGCAUGCCUUAAGUCGGUUUCUACACAAAUGUAUUUUAUUAUUAUUAUUAUUAUUUUUUUUUUUGGCGUAACUGUGUUUUCCAGGCAACUCCCCCUCCCCCUAGCCAGUCGCUUCCUUCCUUCCCCCCAAGGUAUUCUGUGAGACUACAAUAAGAAGACUAUUUUUGGAAAUCUAUGCCUCCUUUUCAGAGAUCAGAAGGGAUUUAUGUAGCAGCUAUUUUUACUGCAAAAGUAACUCACUGGAAAAAAAUUGUAAUUUGUACGAAAGCUUUAUUUUUAUCUUCGUUUGUGUGAAGGGAAACGUGUUGGGCAGGGCUGAGGGCGGUCGGGAGGGAUCGUCCAUCAGCCUUGACCUUAAACAAAAACGGGGCGCUUCCCAUCUCCACGACCCUCCGUGUUUCUUAUAUCUGGGUUGCAUGCGCUUCUUCCUGCUCUGUGCCCUCAGAGAGCUUGCUCCUCUCAUAUUUCUUGGCCACAAAUGCCCAGAAGCACAGACAGGGUGAGCAAGAUGGGAAACGGUGUGGAGCCGUCUGUGGAUGUCCUUGUCUGCUGAAGAGCUCACCCCACUGUGAGACCCCCAUGCUUUGACCCAGUGAUUCGGUUUCAGAAGUGGACCACAAGCCUUGCCAUUCACCAGCAGGGUGGCCUCAGGGGGCCAGCAGGUGACACCGAGACCUUGAAAUGGACCCAAGACCAGCUGGGACCUGGUAUGCCAGUCCUAGGAGUCUAGCCGGCAGACUGAAUGCUUUGCAGCUGAGCCGAAGCUGCUUUUCAAAUGGGACCAGUGUGUCACUGGGACGUCUGUCUGUAACGUAAACAGACUUGGGCCCGGAACAGGUGCCUGCCCAAAGCUUAGCCAUCACUUCAAUUUGUAUGCAGGUGAGCCACAGGAAAUUGCCAAGUUUAGCCUGAGUUUCGUCAGCCAAGAUGGCAGCUUUUCAUGGUUGAACCCAACAGUUAUGGAAGUCUUUGGCGUCGUGGUCUUAAGUAUAAAGGUUUUGUGAUUUGGCCUUUUCCUCCUCAAAUAAUAAAGUGUUUGGUUUAUGCCAA